UAUAUAUCCAUACAAAGGAAGAACAAAAAAGCAAAGCAUAUAAUAUUAUGGCUACUUUAAAACCAACUAGCCCUACACAAAAUCUAUCUCUUCAUUCUUUCAACUUAUCAUACCCUUUAGGUUAUCAACUCACUAAAUCAAGAACCCCUUUUGAAGUACACAAACUAAAGAAGUGUAGUAUACGAUCUGCGCUGGUGGUGAAUCCUAUCAGUCCUUCGGAAAUUUUAAGAGAAAACGGGAGCGCGACCCUGAAAAAUUUCAAGGGGCUUGCGAAUUCGUGCCCGUUUUCGCCUUUAGACUUUUUGGAAAGGGCAUCAAUUGUUUAUGGAAAUUGUACAUCAAUUGUAUACAAUGAGACGUGUUACACUUGGUCACAAACUUACACUAGGUGUAGAAAAUUGGCUUCUUCAAUUUCAACCCUAGGGAUCGUCAAAGGCGAUGUCGUAUCCGUCUUAGCUCCCAAUGUUCCGGCCAUGUACGAGCUCCAGUUCGCCGUGCCAAUGUCCGGGGCGAUCCUAAACAACGUAAAUUUCCGCCUCGAUCCGCGUACCCUAUCGAUUUUGCUACGACAUAGCGAAUCGAAGCUUGUAUUUGUGGACUACCAAGCAAGUGCAUUAGUCCUCGAGGCAAUAUCUAUGUUUCCACCUAAUCUACAACGUCCGAAAUUAAUCCUCAUCGAAGACGACAGUUGCUGUAACACGCCUUCUACGAUUUCGAAAAAUGAGUACUUUCAUGAUAGUUACGAGAACGUUGUUGAAAGUGGUGAUCCAUUUUUCAAAUGGCUCGCUCCUAAGAGCGAGUGGGAGCCCAUGACACUAAACUACACUUCUGGAACUACUUAUGCACCGAAAGGCGUGCUACAUAGUCACAGAAGCGCGUUUAUGAUGAGUGUCAUGGGCUUAAUUGAUUGGUGUAUGCCAAAUCAACCAGUGUAUUUGUGGACAUUGCCUAUUUUUCAUGCCAAUGGUUGGGGAUUUUGUUGGGCUAUGGCUGCUGUUGGUGGAACCAAUGUGUGUCUACGUAGGAGUCAUGAUGCUGCUACAAUAUAUGAAGCUAUUCACAGACACAAGGUAACUCACAUGUGUGGUGCGCCAGUAGUACUCAACAUGUUAUCAACCUAUCCAAAAAGGAAACCCCUUGACUCUCUAGUCUACCUCCUAACGGCCGGAGCACCACCCCCGGCCGCAGUCCUCGAUAGGACUGAAUCAUUAGGGUUUAUUAUAAGUCAUGGUUACGGCUUAACGGAGACCGGAGGACCAGCGGUGACGUGUGCAUGGAAACAAGAAUGGAAUGAAUUGAACAAUUCAGAAAGAGCAUCACUUAAAUCAAGGCAAGGUGUGAGGAUGGUAGGGUUUACUGAAGUUGAUGUUGUGGAUCCUGAUACUGGUAUUAGCAUUGAGAGGAAUGGAAUUGAUACUGGAGAAAUUGUUUUGAGAGGAGGUAGUGUGAUGUUAGGGUACCUAAAAGACCCUGAAGGAACAUCAAAAUGCAUGAAAAAUGGAUGGUUUUACACAGGAGAUGUUGGAGUAAUGCAUUCAGAUGGAUACUUAGAAGUAAAAGAUAGAUUAAAAGAUGUUAUAAUUUGUGGUGGUGAGAACAUAAGUAGCGUGGAAGUUGAAUCAAUUUUGUACAAACACCCCGCGGUGAAUGAGGCUGCUGUUGUGGCACGUCCUGACAGUUACUGGGGCGAGACCCCUUGCGCGUUUGUCAGCUUGAAAAUCGAUGCACAAAUGAAUGUAUCGGAGAAGGAAUUGCGCGAUUUUUGCAAAGAGAAUUUGCCACUUUAUAUGGUACCAAGAACUGUUGUUAUUGAAGAAGAGCUUCCAAAGACUGCUACUGGGAAAAUACAAAAGUAUUUGUUAAGGGAAAAGGCUAAGUCACUUAUGCAUGAAUCCAGAUUAGUCGAGUCAGUGAAGGCUCAUUAAGUAAGUUAAGUCAGUUGGUUUUGAAUAUCGAAUAGUUUAAAAAAAAAUAAAAAAAAAAUUAUGUAUGAUGACUUUUAGUUCCUAGCUAUGGAUUGUAAUGUUGCUAAGAAUAUAACUAUUAAUAUUUGCUAAUAUAUUUAUACAUAUAUGUGAGUUUGAUUUA
This is a messenger RNA of Capsicum annuum, 2088 nucleotides long. RefSeq names its product 2-methylpropanoate--CoA ligase CCL4. Lineage: Eukaryota; Viridiplantae; Streptophyta; Magnoliopsida; Solanales; Solanaceae. The record is from RefSeq and is a predicted model, not a curated record. The transcript has 3 exons. Bases 48 to 1925 code for a protein of 625 amino acids.